Molecule: messenger RNA, 1988 nt
Organism: Vitis vinifera (wine grape)
Lineage: Eukaryota; Viridiplantae; Streptophyta; Magnoliopsida; Vitales; Vitaceae
Product: patellin-4
Exons: 4
Coding region: 127-1821 (564 amino acids)
Molecular function (GO): lipid binding
Source: RefSeq, a predicted model, not a curated record
GAACGGAGGAAAGAUGUGAGGUCUGUGUGGUUCUCUCUGCUUUUUUUUCUCAGUCAAAAUUUUUCUCUCAAUUUUCCACUUAUUCCCAUCUUGAAAACUUCUGUUGGAUCCAAAAAAGUUUUAACCAUGGCUGAGGAAGCAAUACCCAAGGAGAUACAGGUAGCCAAAGAUGAGGUCCCUCAAAAGCAAGAGCCAUCAAAGAAGGACGUUGAGGUUGAAGGGGCUGCAACUGGGGAUGUAAAAGAUGCAGAGAAAGAUGGAGAUUCCAAGAAAUUCAAUGACCCGAAGCCGGGAUUGGCAGCAUUGAUUGAUGAUGAGAAGGAAAAUGAAGGUGUGUCUAAGGAUUCAGUAGUUGAUUCCUUGGUUGCUGAGAGGGGAGCUUCAUUCCAGGAGGAGAGCAACCUUCCAUCCGAUCUCAAAGACUUGGAGAAGAAGGCAUUGCUUGAUCUCAGAUCGAAGAUCGAAGACGCAAUACGCAGUAACACUUUGUUCGAGGAGGAGAAGAAGCAAGCGGAAGAGGCCGAGAAAGCAAGGUCGCCGGAGAAAGAAGGAGAAGAGAAGGAAAAAUCAGUGGUGAAUGAAGGACAAGGAGAAGAAAAAAAACCAGAGGAAUUGGCAGUAGAGGAAGGGAAAGAAGAAGAAAAACCCGAAAACUUGGGCUUCAAUGGAGAGAAAAAUGAGACCAAACAGAAAGAAGAGGAACAAGAGAAAAUCAAUAUUGAAAUCGGGAAAAAGGCCAUUGAAGUUGACGAGGAAAUCAAGCUGUGGGGAGUACCCUUACUGCCAAGCAAAGGAGACAAGGGAACCGAUGUAAUCCUCCUCAAAUUCUUGCGAGCCCGAGAAUUCAAGGUCCAGGAGGCCUUCGAGAUGCUGAGAAACACCCUCAAAUGGAUAAAAGAUAACAACAUCGACAUCAUUCUGGAGGAGGAGUUUCCGCCCGAGCUGAGCUCGGUGGCAUACAUGCAAGGCAUGGAUAGGAAAGGCCACCCCAUCUGCUACAACAUCUUCGGCACGUUUCUGAACGAUGAAAUCUACAACAAGACGUUUGGGACCGAAGAACUUCGCCACAAGUUCUUGAGAUGGAGGUUUCAGCUGAUGGAGAGGGGGAUUAAGAAGCUUGAUUUUGGGUCAGGUGGGGCAACGUCAAUGCUUCAAGUGAAUGACCUGAGGAACAGCCCUGGGCCGACCAAGAAGGAGCUUCGCCAAGCUAUGAAACAGGCCGUUGGGCUUCUCCAAGACAAUUACCCUGAAUUUGUUUCAAGAAAUAUCUUCAUUAAUGUGCCCUUCUGGUCUUACGCCUUCUAUGCUGUUGUAUCGCCUUUCUUCACACAAAGAAGCAAGAACAAAUUCGACUUUGCCCGCCCUGCCAGGGUCACUGAAACCCUUCUCAAGUACAUUGAUGCUCAGCAAAUCCCGGUUGGUUAUGGUGGGUUUCACAGGGAGAAUGAUCCAGACUUCUCCAUUGAAGAUGGUGUUUCAGAGGUUAUUAUAAAGGGUGGAUCAUCAGGAGCCAUUGCAAUACCUGCACCAGAGGUAGGGACAAAAUUCACAUGGGAGAUAACAGUGUUGGGGUGGGACGUGAACUACAGGGAGGAAUUCGUGCCGAAAGAUGAAGGGUCGUAUACGAUGAUAGUACAGAAGGAGAGGAAGGUGGGGUGGGAGGAGGGAGCUAUCAGAAACUCCUUCACCAACAAGGAAGCAGGCAUGCUUGUGCUUACCAUUGACAACGCUACUUUCAAGAAGAAGAGGGUUUUGUAUCGAUACAAGCCCAACUCCACCUCCACCACCACCACCACCCCCUCUUCUUCUACUACUACAUGAUCUCAUCCAUCAUUCUCCACUUCAACUCACCAUGGCCCAGAAUAAUGUUGACUUGUUCAUUUUAUUUUUUCCUUUUUCCUUAGAAGGAUUAAUUCUUCAUGUGGGAUAAUUAAUAAUUUUGUGUUGGGUAAGUUAAAUUCUCUAUUUAUUUGUUGUUGUAAGUGAAG